This is a messenger RNA of Aquila chrysaetos chrysaetos, 9801 nucleotides long. It is a transcript of the gene HHIP, whose product is annotated as hedgehog interacting protein. NCBI's taxonomy places the organism in Eukaryota, Metazoa, Chordata, Aves, Accipitriformes, Accipitridae. The transcript is spliced from 14 exons. The coding region runs from base 590 to 2629 and encodes 679 amino acids. The record is from RefSeq and is a predicted model, not a curated record.
GCCGGCGGGUGACGUGCAGGGCGCGCGGUGGCAGCACCUCCCCGCGCGCGGCUUAAAAAGAAGAAGAAAAGAGGGAGCGAAACAUGAGAGCCCUAGUGAGCCGCAGCCGCCGCCGGCAGCAGCGGAGGGGGCAUCGCCCGGCCCGGCCGCCGCCGCCGCCGUCCCACCUCGGGGACACCCUUCCUAUGGGACGACAAGUGAAGGGCUGCUGCUGCUGCUGCCGCCGCCGCCCGCUGCCCGGCCCGCCCCGAGCCUCGGCGCCUCGGCGCGGCAGCGGCAGCUGCUAAACCUGUGCCACUUGCACAACUUCGCCGGCUUCGAGCAUCCUCCCGCCGGGGCCCGGGGGCUCGUUCCCCCCGCUCCUGCCUUUUCGCGUCCGCCCUUUUGGAAGCGGGGGCGGCCGAAGUGCGUUUCCUCCGCAGGCUUUUUAAUUGCUACCGUUAUUAUUCUCCUCCAGACUUUCCCCUUCUGGGGGAGGGAGGUGGUUUCCUGAUCUGAAGUGCAAAGGAAAGUCAGUGGGAUUCCCCUCCUUCUCCCCCCACACCACCCCCCCCCCCUUUUUUGGGUGCAUUCACACGCUCCCUCAGGCAUGAUGCUCAAGAUGCUGCCGUUUAAGCUGCUGCUGGUGGCCGUGGUUCUGUGCUUCUUCGAGGGGGAUGCCAAGUUUGGGGAGAGCGGCGCCCGGAGGAGAAGGUGCCUCAACGGGACCCCGCCGAGGCGGCUGAAGAAGCGCGACCGGCGGGUGCUGUCCCCGGAGGCCCCGGGCGGCGGGGAGGCGAUGUGCCGCGGCCUCUACCCCCGCCUGUCCUGCUGCUCCCGCGCUGACGCGCAGGGGUUGCUCCACGCCGAGGCGAAGAUACUUUCUGUUACCAACAACACAGAAUGUGCGAAGCUACUGGAGGAAAUCAAAUGUGCACACUGCUCACCUCACGCGCAGAACCUAUUCCACUCACCUGAGAAAGGGGAAACACCUGAAAGAGAACUAACUCUUCCCUACCUGUGCAAAGACUAUUGUAAAGAAUUCUAUUAUACUUGCAGAGGUCACAUACCAGGUUUUCUCCAAACUACAGCUGAUGAGUUUUGCUUUUACUAUGCAAGAAAAGAUGGUGGUGUAUGCUUUCCAGAUUUUCCAAGAAAACAAGUGCGAGGGCCAGCUUCUAACUCCCUGGACCACAUGGAAGAGUAUGACAAAGAGGAAGAGAUCAGCAGAAAACACAAGCACAACUGCUUCUGUAUUCAGGAGGUUGUGAGUGGACUAAGGCAGCCUGUUGGAGCAGUACACUGUGGGGAUGGAUCCCAUCGCCUGUUUAUUCUUGAGAAAGAAGGAUAUGUGAAGAUUUUCAGUCCAGAAGGAAACAUACUCAAGGAACCUUUUUUGGAUAUACACAAGCUUGUUCAAAGUGGAAUAAAGGGAGGAGAUGAAAGAGGACUGUUAAGCCUUGCAUUCCAUCCCAAUUACAAGAAAAAUGGAAAGCUGUAUGUGUCUUAUACCACCAACCAAGAACGGUGGGCUAUUGGACCUCAUGACCACAUCCUUAGGGUCGUAGAAUACACAGUAUCCAGGAAAAAUCCACACCAAGUUGAUAUGAGAACAGCAAGAGUGUUUUUAGAAGUAGCAGAACUGCAUCGAAAACACCUAGGAGGACAGCUUCUGUUUGGCCCAGAUGGUUUCCUAUACAUUUUUCUUGGAGAUGGCAUGAUCACUCUAGAUGAUAUGGAGGAGAUGGAUGGUUUAAGUGAUUUUACAGGUUCUGUAUUGCGCCUCGACGUAAAUACUGACCUGUGCAAUGUCCCUUAUUCCAUACCACGGAGCAACCCACAUUUUAAUAGCACAAACCAACCUCCCGAGAUUUUUGCACACGGACUCCACAAUCCAGGCCGAUGUGCUGUGGACCGCCACCCAACAGAUGUAAACAUCAAUUUAACUAUACUUUGCUCAGAUUCAAAUGCAAAGAACAGAUCUUCAGCAAGAAUCUUACAAAUAAUAAAGGGUAAAGACUAUGAAAGUGAGCCUUCACUUUUAGAAUUCAAACCGUUCAGCAGUGGAUCCUUGGUUGGUGGAUUUGUCUAUCGAGGCUGCCAGUCUGAAAGACUGUAUGGAAGUUAUGUAUUUGGAGACCGCAAUGGAAAUUUUUUAACACUGCAACAGAGUCCUGCAACCAAACAGUGGCAAGAGAAACCCCUCUGUCUUGGCAACACUGGUUCAUGUAGAGGUUUCUUCUCGGGCCCUGUCUUGGGAUUUGGUGAAGACGAAUUAGGUGAGAUUUACAUAUUAUCAAGCAGUAAAAGUAUGACACAGCCUCACAGCGGAAAACUCUACAAGAUCAUUGACCCAAAAAGGCCUUUAGUCCCUGAAGAAUGCAAGAGAACAGCUCAGUCGGCACAGAUACUGACAUCUGAAUGCUCAAGGCAUUGUCGGAAUGGGCACUGCACUCCCACAGGAAAAUGCUGCUGUAAUCAAGGCUGGGAAGGAGAGUUCUGCAGAACUGCAAAAUGUGACCCAGCCUGUCGACAUGGAGGUGUCUGUGUAAGGCCUAAUAAAUGCUUAUGUAAAAAAGGCUAUCUGGGCCCCCAGUGUGAACAAGUGGAUAGAAACAUCCGAAGAGUGACAAGGGCAGACAUCACCUAGAUGAGACAGCUUUACCAUGUCCUGUAAAAUACUAAAGUUACAUUUUUCACCAACUUAAUUGGAAAGACGGGGAAAGAGAAAGCAAACACACUCUUUAAUGUGUUGUGGAUCUAAUCUAGAAAUGUAUCCUUGUGUCAACUUGUAUUCAUUUACGACGGAUGAAAAAAACAACUGCCAACCAAUCAUAAUAAAAUUCCAGCAUAUGUUAAAAGUGUUCAUAAAGUGAUUUUCACUGUAACAGGACAGGCCAGAUCAUACACGAGUAGACUGCUGCCGAUUUCACACUGAAUGGAAUGUCCCCGGACGAGAGCUCACAUGAGCAUGUGUUGGCUGUGUAAGAUGUCACUUGUACAAAACGUAUAAUGAUUCUUGCCAAAUGUGGUUCUAAAUGUAAAUGGUCCUUGAAGAGCUAACAUAAAAUUGAGUCUUUGUAAAUGUAUCAAUAAAUAUGGUGUACAUGCUAUAGUCAGGUUUUCUAAAGUAUUAAUAGUCUAAAUAGAUGUUUCUUCAGAACUGGUGCCCUCUUAUCUUCAGUUCUACGGCAUUAUUGGCAGUUUCUUUGCUCACUACUUACCGACUAUCAGAUUUCCUUUGCACUACCUGGCUUUUAUAAAACCUUGCCUGUGAAAAGAAAGCAGAGUAGCCACAGUGUGCACAUCCUAUGGUUCUUAUAAGUAGCUGUUCAUGCGUCAACGAUUUACAACACUUUAGGCAAUAAGAUCUAAAAGACUUUAGCCGUAUUACUCUCCAGUAGCAAAAUUACCUCUCCAGGGCAAUGACAUGCAAUGAAUUUUCCUUUAUAGAAAGCUGUCAGUCUUCAUUUAGUAAGUAUUAAAUCUGAAAGUACAGCUUGACUGAUACUUGCAUUUCUCUGUCUUACACAUUCCAGCUCAGAGGAAUAGAAAAUUACAUUCGCCUUCCAUAUAUGUUUGCCUGGGUUUCGAGUGACCUCAUGCCAAAUGGAAAUUGGUUGAGAAAUCUUGGUUAAGUGCUCAGCGAACAAUGGUCUGCAUUAAAAAGUGCAUGCAUAAUUUUGCACAAUGUAGAUUCAACUGACAGUCCAUUGAAAGACGUCUUGGGAUUAAAUGAGCAUGAAGACCAAAUUGCCCUCUCACCCCAGAAAAGGGUGGUCCCUUAUAGUCACACGAACACUUCAUUGGCUAAGCAGUGUGACCAAUCUUAAAAUGAACCCUGCGGUAGCAUCUGUAGGUUAAUAGCAGCUCUUUGUCUCCGCUGCUUUCUGCCUUUAGUCUUUUCCCUGAAUUCCAUCACAAAAAGUUUUACAAUUAAAAAAUGUCCUGACAACCAUUUUUGUAAAUUGACCUUAGCAUCUAAUCUUUCCUUAUUCAACGUGGGUGACAAAAAUGUGAACUUCUCAUGAAUGAGCCAGCUGUCUAAAUCUGUCAAAUAGCGCAGUUUUAUUACACUCUUCAUAAUCGGCAAAGCAAGAAAGUCGCUGAAGUAUUUUAGCAACAUUUAGAUAUCUGACAGAGAUAAUAUCUUUAACGCUUUCUUUAAUGAGAUAUAUUUAAAAAUAAAGCCAACUUUAACUCCACUGUGACGCAUUAUUUUCAACAACCAGCUGGGGAGAUGUGACAGUUCUUUUCUCACUGCUUAGUUCCUGGAGACUUAACAAAUACCACAGAUGGUACCUAAAUUGAAGAUCCACAGUAAUAUAUAUGCCGUAGUCAUGUAGAGAAGGGAUAACAAUGAUCUUAGAGUUUUGAUCUUGAUAAUAAAGACAAUUUAGUUUACUAGUGAAAUCAGAAAAUAAAACUCCAGUAAAAGCUAAGAAUUAAAUUCAGGCCUCAUUCAAAUCAAUGGAAAAAAACUCACAUCAGCUGUGCUGCACCCAGAAAAUCACUUUCAAAAUUUAAGCAAAAUACUUCAGUUUAUUUUUAUUUAAAAAAAAACAAACUUCUGUUUGAGUCAUUCCAUCAAAACUUCAGAACUAAGAAGUAAUCUGAGUGAAGAUUAGAGGGAGAGGGGAGAUAGUUUGUGGAAAGUGUUUUGCUUCAUUUUUAAAUCAUCUUUUAUAUCAUGUGAAAGCAAGCAUCUGCAUUAAGCCCACAUGGGUACAUAGGAAGUCCCAGUGGAAAAGAAGUAUUCUCAAAAAAAAGACAAAAAAUCCUAGCUGCUUAUUUAUCAAAAGAAAUUAUACUAUUAAAAAGAGUGAGUAAACCCCAGGCCUAGCCACCCAAGAUGCUAAUAUAAAAAGGGCAACUGCAGUAAUUGCCCUGAGAAUUGGCAUACAAAAAAAAAAAAAAAAAAAAAAAAGUCUGUAGAAAGCCCGUUGCCAGUUAGGUCAUUCUGCAGCCAUUCUCACACAACCUCCGAGAGUGUCCCAGAAUAAAACUGAGCUUAUAAAUGAAACUAGAUAAAUGAGGCAAUUAGAUAAGGGCCUCCAGAAGGGAUUUUAUGUAUGUGUUCAAGUUGUCUCUGUCUCUGUCUCUCUCUCCUAAUCUUUUAUUCCAUUCAUUUCUUCCUUUAUUCAGAGAUACUGCCUCUCUGUUCCCAACACAUUGUACAUUUCAAGCAUUCUUUGAGGCUUUCUACUGUUAAAAGACAGCAAACAUACCUGUUGCAAGAAACAUAACUCUAUUCCUAAAGUCUGCUAGUUUUCAACCCUCAUUUUAUUAUUUUGGGACAGAAAACCUUCAUCUUUCUCUUUUUAAAUGCCACUGAUGAGAAAGAAGGCAUAUUAUUGGAAUUUAGGAGAAACGCCUUUACUCCAUAGAUAGGUAGGGAGACAAAAAGAUGUUAUGUAAAAUCAACUCCAAAUUGUUUCACUCCAUUUCAGAAAAACAGUAAACUCAUUUUUCUAAUGCGUCCAAUAGGAAAUAUUAACUUAACUUAAGCCCUCCCCCUCAAGGAAAUAAAUUUCUUCCGUUAACAGUCAGGGACACAGAUGCCAAAUCCUUUGUACCUUUAAAUCCUCACAGGUUGUUCUACUUCAUGCAAACUGUAAGUUAGGUAUAAAUAAGAGUAUAAAUUCUAUAUCACCAACAUGACACCUCUGUUUAUCUCCUUCUUUCUUUCACUUCUCCACAUUUUGACUUUGCAGCUCCUUCCUUUCUAGAACCACAGCAAACGUCAAUAAUCCCUGGUUGCUGCAGGUGAUGCUUAUUAUUUUUGAAACUGCUAAUAGAUGUGUGCAUCAAAGAGGCUUCCCAGCAGGCUAAGAUUUUUAUCUUUUGAUCAUUCCACAGAACUUUGUUAUUUUAUAGUGACUUCUAAUACUCCAUCUUAGCUGGAUAUUUACAGUUCAGGAGUACCAGCCUUAAGCAGCUCCGUCCCAGGCUGUGAAGCUCAGCCACAGAUAGACUGAAGCUGGAGGAAGGGAGAAAGCACUUGGUCACUGUACAGUCACUGUGCUUAUCAGAAAGUUACUGAUUUCAAUGCAAUAAUCAGAUACCUCAAGUGAAAAGCAGAACGAUAUUCCCGGGAUGAUGAAACGCUGCUUUUCAGUGUAUACUUUCUCUAAUUUGGGGUUAGAAAAGGCGACCUUUUCAGGUACAAAGAUGCAAAAUGGAGAUUCUGAAAACACUUACGAACAAGUAACUUUUCACAGGUGUAAAGUCCCACUAAGGUGAAAAUCAAUAUUUGUACAUGUAAUUCUACUUGCAUUAAAUGAAAUAGGCAUUUAUAAGAUUGGGCCUGCAUGGAAAAAACAACUUCGAGGAUAUCCUGCUCUGCUUAUUUUUCCUUAAUUAUGUAAAUCCUUUAAAAGACAUUAAUGCAUUUUAAUUUACUAUCUUUUAAUGUAGCUGUGUAUCAGUUUAAUUAGGAAUGAUACCAUUUGGAUCUUCUGUCCAACUGAAAAGGUGAGCUGUCUCUCAGAAAAAAAAGGAGUCAUGAAGUAAAUAAAAACUAAUUUUUCCCAUUUUGCAAUAUUAAAAAUUGACCAAUAUUUUAUUUUUGUCACUUAAAAAAAAUUAACUAAGAAUCUCACCAAAAAGGCAAUCGACCCUUUAAAUUUAUUCUAAUCCAAAUUUGCAGAAAAUGUGUACCAAAUAAUCUGGGUUCUGGCUAUAAAAAAACUCAUAAAUAUUUCCAUAAGUAGUUUCAGAGCAAAAUGUUGUGGAAACGUUGAAAAAAAAACUUAGGACCAUUUUGCUAAAAUGUUCAUUGUUUUCAACAGCAGAGUAAUUCGGUGAAACGAGACACAUGUACUUUUUAGGAUAUAGGUGUGAAACAGCAGAAGCCACCUGAAAGCUUAGCACAGGAUUACUUUAAUCUUUGAGGGCCUGACUCGAAGUCCAUUGAUGUCAACCGAAAAUCUCCUAUUGACUUCAUUACUUAUAGGAUUAAGUCCUUAAAAGAUAUCCACUUAGCUGGCAGAAGAUCUUAACUUCAGACAUCAGUGUACACAUGACCCCUCUGUGUCUGCGUCUGCAGUCAUUAAACACACCAAGGUUUUCUGGAAUAAGACUGCAGAUUCAGCCCUGCGCAAAGCCAUACGGAGCAUAUCCUACUUCAAGACGUACGGAGCGUAUCCGAUCCUCUUGGGUUUCCCUAUAGGCAUUGCCAACAGUUACACAAGGGGUCUAUUAAAUCUGCCAGGCUUCUUGAUGCUUCUUUAAAAAUGUUGAGCAAUUAGCUCACAUUUUUUCUCUUUCACACAUACAUGCUUAUUUCAAAUACGUAAGCAUAUGCCACUAAGCAGGAAAGUAAUUAAAAUACCAAGUCAGUGGCCCCGUUUUAUGAAAUAGCCAUAGUAAGACAGGGCCCAGAGUUGCCCCCACAGAUGCUCACAAACAUCCACGGAAGAGUUCCCUCAACUGUUUUGAGUCCAGUAUUACAAAGGCUGAAUUCGGCAGCCUUAGGCACAUUUUCAAGCCCUUCUUCCUGUAUUUAAUAGGGAUGGUGUAAUAUUUCAAUCAAGACUGUAUCCUAAUCCAAAAAAAACUGUUGUUGUCACCCUUACUAAUAAGACUAGUAAGACCGAAAGCGAUGAGACUCCUCAGUACUGAAAUGACAGGCGUAAGCGAUUACGGGGUGGGACGUGAGCGGGCAUUCUACAGAUGCGUGCUAGGCAAAGGGAUAGCCGCUUGCCUUUGUACUCAUUGAUUUCAAUUACAACUCUACACACAGAAUUUAUCGUGCUAUAAAAUGCACAACACCCAAACAAUCUUAGCACAGCAAUUAAUUCUGCAUAGCUUUACACUGGGCAGACUGACGAAUCAGAGAGUAUUACUAACGCCUUAUCUGGGAAAAGAGAAACAUUACUAUUUUAUAGCACUGUACAAGUGGUUCAACUGACAUAUCAACCUUUUUCCUUCAGUUCACUCAUAAGUUAUUAAUAAUUACUACUUUGGUCUAUAUAUUAGCAAAGGAUUAUCAGGUAGUCCCAUAACCCAAAGAAAACUCCCAUAGGCUUCCAUAGGAAAUUUUUCUUCACAUUACACUGUACAGUUUGAUUUGAAAGCCAAGUGACACACCUGCUUACCAGAGCUCUCAGUACUGAAAAUAUAUCAUUCUAGUGGUCAUUUCAUGCUAAAGGAAUUCACAAAAAAAUAAUAUUCUGUGUUAUAUACAUUUAAUGUGUGUCUUUACCUAUUGUCUACUGUACACACACUGGCUUCCACAAUCAAAAAUGUCAGAAAUUAUUGCUAAGAAUGUGCACAAACAGCAAGCUGCAUUAUUGGAGAAGAGUUUUAUUUCUACUGACAAAAAACAACUUUCCAUCUGUUAUAAGUGAUCAAUAGGGUCCCAUGUAUCGUAUAGUUAAGUUUCUUUUAGAGUCUAUGAGAUUUUCCUAUUUAUCUUCAUUUUGCAAUGAAAACAAAAGUGAAAAAUAUUUAAAUGAAAAAUUGCUUAAAUUCCUAGGAAAUUUCAGAAAGAAGGUGCCAGCUAAAGCAUGUGAAUAUACGCCGUGGCUGUGUUCACAAUAUUCUUGGGUGGGAAGGAGGCAGAGAGAGGUGGCUGUUUUGGAGGGGUGUUUUUAAUGUAGGAUGCGUUUCGCUGUAGGAUGAAAAGGCGAUUUGCAUCUCAAGGUAUUAACAAACAAAUCCCAUUUUCUGAAUGUUCCUAGGAGGAGCGGCUAAAAGGAAAAUGUUCUAGGCAGAGUUAAAACUGGUGCACAGAAUGAAGUUAAUUCAUACCAAGAUAUAGUGCGACCAGAAACCAUCUGGUAUUAAGUCACCAGAUGUAUCUUGUAGAGAUCUCCAUUAAUACCAGAAGCAGUAACCCUACCCUGUGAAUUAUCCAGAAAUGCUAUUAGCUGUCCCCCACAAAAUAUACUGCAGAAUUAAAACUUCAAUUCUCUUUUGAGAACAAUUAGAUUUUAAUGGGAGCCAAGCAGAAAAGGAAAAGGAAAUAAGAAAAUUCUGUCACUUGAGAACAUUACUGUUGUGAUAUUCCUCUGUUCAAUUAGUUUUAUUUUAUAUUAGCUGUCAGGUACUGUAUGUACAUUUGAAAUGUGGGAAAAUAGCUUAGAAAAUAUCAUUCAAACUAUGUUUAAGUAUCUUCUAUAAACUGUAUUAUACUACUAAGCAUAUACAGGCACCAAUCUAGCAGAGCACUGGACCACACAAGUAAUUUUAAGCAUAUGAGUCUCCCUGAAGUCAUGUGCUUAACAUUAUUAAUAUAAUUAAGUGCUUUCUUGGUUUGAGACCUUACAAGUCUUUGCAGGUCUACCUAUGUAGACUACGUAUGCUAUAUGUGUAUUUCUUUUUAGGGAGACAGCAUGGCUGAAGGUCACAACAAGAGAAUUCAGUUACUGUCUGUCACAAAUUCUAUAUAACCUGAAGUAAUUGCAUCGUUGUGCCUCCACUUUCCAUCUGAAAAUUAGUGAAAUCAACCCUUGUAAAGCGCUUUGAGCUCUUCAAAUGAAAAGUGCUAUAAAAAGUACAAAUUAUUAUUAUAUUAUUGAACACCAUGUAUGUAUACACACUAUUAUGUAAUAUAUAAUAUAUGUAUAAUGCAUAUAAAUUCUAACAAAUGUAUUUGUGUAAUAUCUGAGAAAUGGAACAGUUGUAUCUGGAAGUGAUAAAUGCAUAGAGUUGGAUUUAUUGUUAAUCUGUGGAUUUAAUGAUUUUUCUAGACAAAAGGAUGUUUAAGUGUAUAAUUGCUUUUCUUAAUUUAAUAUAUUUAUGUAAAUGCAUGCCUGAAGUUCUGGAUAGAUAGUUAUUCUGUGUCCCUUAAGCUAAUAAAAUAUAUUAAACUUUAUC